This is a messenger RNA of Microthlaspi erraticum, 222 nucleotides long. The record is from the annotation of a GenBank genome assembly. NCBI's taxonomy places the organism in Eukaryota, Viridiplantae, Streptophyta, Magnoliopsida, Brassicales, Brassicaceae.
AUGUCAGAAGGUUCUCGGAGGAGUGGGCGGAGUGGUAGAGUGGUCAGUGUUACUCUAGGUAGCGGCGAGAUACGUUUCUUCUUCAUCACACAGUUGGUGGUAAGAAGAGAGGAAAGUGUUGACUUGCGCAGAGCUAGAAUGAAGCGGUCUGUCGAAGAAGAAGAGAAUCAGUCAGAUACUUCUCUUCAGGGAAGUGAUGGAAGUGAUGUGGACAGUAAAUAG